Molecule: messenger RNA, 3771 nt
Organism: Linepithema humile (Argentine ant)
Lineage: Eukaryota; Metazoa; Arthropoda; Insecta; Hymenoptera; Formicidae
Gene: tmod
Product: tropomodulin
Biological process (GO): pointed-end actin filament capping; myofibril assembly; actin filament organization
Cellular component (GO): cytoskeleton; myofibril
Molecular function (GO): tropomyosin binding
Source: RefSeq, a predicted model, not a curated record
UGCUUUAGUACUGCCAGCCUCGUCGCUUCGUACGGAACUUGGACGCCCGGAAUAGUUUUGUUACACUGUAAAAGUUUUUCGCCGCGCGCCGAAAUCGGACGGCUGGUGUCCGCGUAGUGGUUAGACCCGCAAAUCGUGGUGUGCGUCGCGCUCUUUCGCAGCCACUUACACAGCGAGACCGAGCGAGAUCCGGCCGCAAGCAACAUUUUCGGAUUCCUUCAUAGAAGUGGACACGGAGAACGUCAGAAUGGACGAGGUGGAUACCCUGGUAAAGAACGAUGACGACGGCGUCGUCAACAACGACGACGAUGAUGCGCCCACCGUCGAGGAGACGUAUGAGAUUACCACCACCAGGCGCAAGACCAUCCGCACCAGCUAUAAAAUUCAAGAAACUUCCUCGUCAACCAAGACAACCACCAUGACGACGGCGGCCAAGCUGUACGGCAAGGAUUUGAGCGAGUACGAUGACAUUGACGUGGAUAAAUUGUUGGCAGAACUCACGCCAGAGGAACUCAAUAUACUGGCCAAAGAAGUGGACCCUGACGAUAGCUUUAUGCCACCCUCGCAACGUUGCAGUUAUGAAUGCAACAAGAGUCCCACAGGGCCGCUGAAUCGCAAGAAACUCAUCGAACACAUCAAUAAGCAAGCUCUGGAGACACCUGAUAUUCCAGAAUUAAAACCAUAUGUACCUGGUGUAAUCAGAGGCAAGAAAUGGGUACCUCCGCCGCAAGAGUCUGUGAAGGAGAAGGAGGCAGAGGAACAGAUCGCGAUAGAUCUUGGAGAAGAAUAUGAACAAGCGCUCUCGGCCGCCACCCAAGAAGAAAUCAUUGAUCUUGCUGCUAUUCUUGGAUUCCAUUCCAUGAUGAAUCAAGAUCAGUAUCACGCGUCUUUAUUGAAUUCUGGACAGCCAGUCGGUCUCGGAUGGGAUGGAGUGACGAAAGCUAGUCAACCGAAAGUUUAUCCGAUGGACCCGCCAAACGAUACAGACGUUGACGCCACCAUCAAGCAAGUGCGAGACGAUGAAUCAUCUCUGACUGACUUGAAUUGGAACAAUAUUAAAAAUAUUUCGGACGAAAAGUUCAUACAACUGUUUGAAGGUUUGGAAGUGAACACACAUCUUGAAUCGCUAAGUCUAACCAACGUUGGACUCAACGACAAGACCGCACAACGGCUGGCCGAUGCUUUAGAGAAGAAUUCGACGCUAAGAGUGCUCAACGUGGAGACGAACUUUAUAAGCCCACCUGUGAUAGUAAGGUUGAUCAGGUCCCUUCUUAAAGCAAAGUCCAUCGAAGAAUUUCGAUGUUCGAACCAGAGGUCACAAGUAUUGGGUAACAAGAUCGAGAUGGAAAUCACGCAGCUGGUAGAACAAAAUCCGACGUUGCUACGACUCGGGCUACACUUGGAAUUCAACGAUGCUAGACAUCGCGUGGCUGCACAUCUGCAACGCAACAUUGACAGGAUACGGCAGUCCCGGCUCGGGGUGGCGACAUCUUAACGCGAAGUGGCGUUCGCCUAGAUCGCCUACGCCGCAUGGGAAGAGCUUCCCGCAACUACACCAUCGGCUGGGCAAUGCACUGAUGAUGAUCGCCACGAUGAUGGCAGCAACGACGAUGACGACGACGAGGAUGAUGACGACGACGACGACGACGACGACGACGACGACGACGACGACGACGACGACAAUAACACGCCGAUGAUCGCGAUUCCCUCGCUGCAUCAAGCGCACCGCGCCGCAAAAAUGGCCCGCACACCUACGCAAAACACAUAUACGGAUACUCACAUAUUACACGCAGUAUCGUAUGCGCAGCGCGAUCGAGCCCUUCGAUCUUUCGAAAGCGUAGGAUCGUCACUUGGAUCGCGAGGCUCUCUCUCGGCUUCUCACAGAUCGCCGCGGACGAUUCGGAUCGUUUGAAACGAUUGCGCGGAGAAAACGCACCGGUCGCGGCGCGGCCAGAUUGGAAGCUUCGCGUAACAAAUUAUUAUGUGGAUGUCUCGUCUUUGUUAUUCUAAAUAAAUAUAUAUAUAUAUACGAACAUUUAUAUAAAUAUAUAUUCCUGUGCACCAGAGUUAUAUCGCGAAGGAUACUCUAAUGACGCGUUCUCGUGGCGCUCAUGAUGUAAUAAAUUUAAGCUACCGUACGAACGUGACAAGUAUCGAUUAUGUUAAUUAAUAUAUAUAUAUGUACGUUGCGAGACGUAUAUCGUCCUAAUUGUGUUAAGUCGUCGGAGAUAAGUGGAGGGAGAACGAUGAGAAGUGUAACGCGAAAGGAGCCGGAAGGAUGUUUUUAACACGAUACAGAGAGAUUCCCGUUUACCGCUUUAACGGCUACUUAACUGGAUUUAUUUAAAUAUUUAUACACGGAGAAGGAGUUCUUUAAUUAAUUCGACCAAACUUUUGCCCGAGUGCACGCUGAGCGAUCGGGUGUAAAUUCUAUUCUGCGUGUUUUAUUUCUCUCUUUUUAUCUCACGAAACUGUCUUGCCGUUUCACACACUCUCUCUCUCUCUCUCUCUUUUCUCGCUACUGCCCGGUCGUUGCAGGAUGACGCUUUUACGCUGCAGAACAAAUAGAAUCGAUUGAUUCGAAUGCGUCGCUCUGCCGCGAAAACAAGUAUUAGAGGACUUAGAAACACAAGGAUUUUUUAGAAAUUGAAAUUUUCUCAUUUUUUAUCGAAAAGGUGCGUUCAAUGCGCACUGGUUAUUCCUCUAACGACACUGACAUUGCUGUUUUUUUAAUAUUAUUCAUAUCAUUUUAGCGGUAUUUACGUCCCAGCACAAUGCAGACAGGUCAUGGCGACGCAUUGAAAUCAAUGAAUGAAUUAGCUGUCUCGUCACACAAAGGUUUUAUUUAUUUUAAAAAAAAAGGUAAAUAAACAAGCGAUUUGCACCACCGACCCGAUCGUUCCGCUCGGCGUAUAACGUUACUGUAAUAUUUGCUAAGGUACUAACUCGUUUAAAUUAAUAAUUAUUUUAGCAUAUAAAUAUAUAUGUAUACAAAUCAGUCUGUACAUAUUGUCUUCGAUGUCGUUUCUAAUCGAUCGAUGUGACCUACGUGUUGUAACGAGAGAGAAUAGAUUAUUAACGCGCGAGAGAGGGUGGCAUAAUUGUCGUGUGCAUGCGCGCGCGGAUGAGAGGGAGAGAAAGGGACGGGAGUGUGCGUGGGUGAAGAUAAUUACGCGGAAGAAAAAGAGUCUUACUAAAAUAUAUCACGCCGAUUGUCACCGUCGUAUUCGAGAUGUUGAAUUUCACGAAAAUGCGCGGAUCAAAAGUACUUUUGCGCUAUUGAAUAGAAUUGUUAAAAGUAUCGUGAAGACUAUAAAAGAAUCAUUAAUUAUAAAUAUUAGAAUUUAUCAAAUUCGCAAUCUUCGGAUUCGUUACAUUUGCGAGCAUUUUUGAAUACGUGCCGAUUUUUAGACCCUCUGUCUUCUUAAAUUCUUCGAUGAAUUUUCGAGUCCUUUUGUAAAUAAUUUACAAACUUCUUUUUUAGUAAGUGACGUGCAAAAUUUUUUUUGGUAAGCGUAGUUGUGUAUCGUAGAGGUGACGAAAGAAAGAAAAAAAAAAGAGCUAAUAACAAAAAGAGUAUUGUAACCAUUUGUUUCGCUCGCGGUCUUCUGGGCGCAUUCUUUAUUGCAAACGUAUUCGCAUAAUGCACUCUGUCACACGGAACACGCAUCACAUUAUGUACACAUACAACACAUGAAACUGAAAUGCACGCGCCUUGCUGCUAGCCUUAUCUUGUAACACGAGGUUUAAAUAAAUUGCUGAAAAAACGUA